This is a messenger RNA of Zerene cesonia (dogface butterfly), 1116 nucleotides long. RefSeq names its product high affinity copper uptake protein 1-like. Lineage: Eukaryota; Metazoa; Arthropoda; Insecta; Lepidoptera; Pieridae. Gene Ontology annotation, biological process: copper ion transmembrane transport. The coding region runs from base 229 to 930 and encodes 233 amino acids. Gene Ontology annotation, cellular component: membrane. Gene Ontology annotation, molecular function: copper ion transmembrane transporter activity. The transcript has 7 exons. The record is from RefSeq and is a predicted model, not a curated record.
UAUUCGUGUUCAAUUGACAGGUGUAUCUUUAUAGAAUUCUGUAAAAAAUAAUCUUAAUAGUUGAAAGAUUUUGAUUCGUUUUAUAAUCGGUUUAUUUGCAGAUUUUCGUUUUGUUUAUUACGUUAAAGAUUACUAUUUGACCUCCAUGACUGGUGUUGUUCGAUAGUGAAUUUUUCAUGUUGAUGUUUGAUUGCAAUUAGAAAAGCAAUAUUGUUGAAUUAAAAAACUAUGGACCCACACCAUAUGCAUCAUUUUAAUCAUGGAAGUCAUGUACCUGAAGGAAUGGAGAAUAUUGAACAUCCAGCUGUUCAUAUGAAUGGGACUCAUUUCAUUGAAGAUAUCAAUGAGAAUAAAAUAUUUAAUACAAGUGACAAUUUUAAUAUGAUGAAUGUUGAUCAUGAGGCAAGGACCCAUGAGCAUCAUGGAGAACAUGCUCAUCAUGACAUGGGACACAGCAUGACAUUUCAUGGAGGAUACUUGGAAACGAUUCUAUUUUCAUGGUGGAAAGUUACAGAUGCUGGGGAAUUCAUUGGUUCAUUUUUAGCAAUAUUCCUUGUUGCAUUGUUAUAUGAGGGGCUUAAGUACUAUAGAAAACAUUUAUUAUGGAAGACAUACACAGGACUCCAAUAUUGUGCAGUAUCACCUCCAGAUAAGGGUGUAUCAAAUAUAUGUGCUCCAGAUGACCCCCAAGUCAUUCAACCAGUUCCUCAUGUACUUGACAGGAAUAUACCAACAAUGAUGAGUACUGCACAUGCUUGGCAAACAGUGUUACAUGGUGUUCAAGUAUUUGUGAGCUAUAUGUUAAUGCUUGUGUUUAUGACAUACAAUACAUGGCUGUGUGCUGCUGUGGUACUGGGAUCUGCGACUGGUUAUUUUUUCUUUGGCUGGCGUGAGUCAGUUGUAGUGGACUUUACAGAACACUGUCACUGACAUAAUAUUGUUAGGGACACCAUCCUAGUAUUACUAUUGUUAAUUUUUUUAUAGCCUCGCCACAAAAACUCAAAAUGUUAUGUAUAUCAUGUUAUAUUAAGACAACCUUUUUGGGUUAUAUAUUUAUACCAGUUACUAUACAGUUAAAGGUUUAGGUAAUUAGAAUAAAUAUAAAUGCUUUGGAGA